Copidosoma floridanum is the source of this 762-nucleotide messenger RNA. RefSeq names its product gastrula zinc finger protein XlCGF7.1-like. NCBI's taxonomy places the organism in Eukaryota, Metazoa, Arthropoda, Insecta, Hymenoptera, Encyrtidae. The record is from RefSeq and is a predicted model, not a curated record.
AUGGCUGAAGGCAGCAAUUCCCAUCUUGGAGAUGAAUUUAGAAAAGCUUUCGGACCAAAUCAUAAUUUAAAGACAGACAAACGUGUCCACUCAGUCAAUCGAUGCCAUAGCUGCAAACUAUGUCCGAAAACUUUUGCUAGAAAGUACCAUCUCACAGAGCACGAGAGGAUUCAUUCGGGUUCGAAGCCCUACACGUGUGACGUGUGUUCACAAGAUUUUAGAGUGAAAAACCACCUUGUGGUGCACAAGCGGACCCACUCAAAUGUGAAACCCUACGACUGCAAAGUUUGUUUGAAAACUUUCUCCCAAAAGUGCCAUCUUAUAAUUCACAAUCGGACCCACACGGGUUUGAAGCCAUACACUUGCGAAGUGUGCUCACGAGCUUUCAGUGACAGGAGCAAUCUUGCAGUGCACAAGCGGAUCCACACGGGUCACAAGCCCUUUGGCUGUAAAUCGUGUUUAAAAACUUUCCGUACAAAAUAUAAUCUUAGAGCGCAUUUGAGGACCCACGCAGAAGUGAGGCCCUACGUUUGUGAAUUGUGUUUACGAGCGUUUUGUGAGAAGAAGCAUCUUAAAGAGCACAAGCAGACCCAUUUGAGUGUGAAGCCAUACAGAUGCGAUGAGUGUUCACGAACCUUCGCUAAACGAAGCAAUUUGACUGAGCACUUGGGCUGUGUGCACGUCCACCACUGCACCGAAUGUUUGCUGACCUUCGUUCGACUUUUGGAGCUGAAAAAUCAUUUGCUCUUACAUCAUCGAUAA